Messenger RNA from Apus apus (common swift), 3509 nucleotides. RefSeq names its product coiled-coil domain containing 93 (gene CCDC93). Gene Ontology annotation, biological process: Golgi to plasma membrane transport. The transcript has 23 exons. The record is from RefSeq and is a predicted model, not a curated record. Bases 84 to 1937 code for a protein of 617 amino acids. NCBI's taxonomy places the organism in Eukaryota, Metazoa, Chordata, Aves, Apodiformes, Apodidae.
UCGGCCGGGCGUUGCGGCGGCGGCGGGGGGAGCGGACGUGACAGGCUGAGCGGCCGGGCGCGGGCUGCCGGAGGCGAAGGGCCAUGGUCGUCCCCCGGGGACAGGAGCACCAGGCCCCCCAGGAGGUUGAAACAAGAGAAGAUGAGGAACAGAACAUCAAGCUGACUGAAAUUUUGGAACUGUUGGUGGCUGCUGGGUAUUUUCGAGCAAGAAUCAAGGGGUUAUCACCCUUUGACAAGGUGGUAGGUGGCAUGACAUGGUGUAUCACUACUUGCAGCUUUGAUAUCGAUGUUGAUUUAUUGUUUCAGGAAAACUCUACUAUUGGUCAAAAAAUUGCCUUAACUGAAAAAAUUGUGUCAGUAUUACCAAAAAUGAAGUGUCCUCACCGUUUGGAACCACAUCAGAUCCAGGGACUGGAUUUCAUUCAUAUAUUUCCUGUUGUACAGUGGCUGGUAAAACGUGCAAUAGAAACAAGGGAAGAGAUGGGAGAUUAUAUCCGCUCUUACUCUAUAUCACAAUUUCAAAAGACUCAUAGGCUGCCGGAGGAUGAUGAAUUUAUGCAAAGAAAAGAGAAGGCUAUCAAAACUGUCACUGAUAUCUUUGAGGUUUACAAACCCCAGAGAAAAUACAAACGUCAGAAAGGAGCUGAGGAACUGUUAGAUGAAGAAUCAAAGGUUCAUGCUACACUUCUGGAAUACGGCAGGAGAUACGGAUUUAGCAGACAAGCAGGGAAAACAGAACAGGCUGAAGAAAAAAAAAUUGCACUACCUCCAGGGCUUGCAGCAGCAGGAAAAGCUGAGCCUUGUGAUGAAGAUGACCUUCAGGCUGCUGAAGAGCUCCGCAUUAAAACUCUGAUGACUGGAAUGGCUGCAAUGGCAACAGAAGAGGGCAAGUUGACAGCAAGCACAGUUGGCCAGAUUGUUGGACUCCAGUCAGAUGAGAUCAAACAAAUAGUGUCAGAAUAUGCUGAAAAGCAAUCUGAGCUUUCUGCUGAGGAGCGACCAGAAAGGCUUGGAGCUGCCCAACAACACAGAAGGAAGGUGGCAUCUCUGAAUAAGCAGAUUUUGCAUAAAACCAAACUCCUCGAAGAGUUGCAAGCUAAAUGUGCUGACCUACAGGCAAAAUGUACUGAAGCCAAAAAGACACUGAGCGAGGUAAAGAGUUACAGCGAGAAGCUGGACAAGGAAUUGGCAGCCUUAGAAACAAUAGAAUCCCAAGCAGAUUCUAGCAUAUUACAGAGUCUGCGAGCACUGGUGGCCAUGAAUGAGAACCUAAAAAGCCAGGAGCAAGAGUUCAAGGCACAUUGUAGGGAAGAAAUGGAGAGACUUCAACAAAAUAUUGAGAAUUUGAAAGCUGAGACAGUGGAAAACGGGGAGGAACAGGAGCCAAAUAAGAUUAUAGAACAGCAGUAUAAAGCUGAGAAGGAUAAACUUCAAAAGAUCCGGCUGUUACUGGCACGAAGAAACAGAGAAAUAGCCAUUUUACAACGCAAGAUUGAUGAAGUACCCAGCCGAGCUGAGCUAACACAGUAUCAGAAGAGAUUUAUUGAACUUUACAGUCAGGUCUCAGCAACUCACAAAGAAACAAAGCAGUUCUUUACUCUUUAUAAUACACUGGAUGAUAAAAAAGUAUAUUUGGAAAAGGAGGUUAACUUACUGAAUUCUAUUCAUGACAACUUUCAUCAAGCAAUGGCAUCUUCUGGUUCUCGUGAGCAGUUUUUACGGCAGAUGGAGCAGAUUGUAGAAGGCAUCAAACAGAAUCGAAUGAAGAUGGAAAAGAAGAAGCAAGAAAACAAAAUGCGAAGAGACCAGUUGAAUGAUGAAUACUUAGAGCUUCUAGAGAAACAGAGGCUUUACUUUAAAACAGUGAAAGAAUUUAAAGAGGAAUGCCGUAAGAAUGAAAUGCUGCUGUCCAAGCUGAAAGCUAGUUCUUCCUGAAGAAUUCCAGCUGGUGAAGUUUAUAGUUGAUUGUUCAGUCCAUUGAAUCUCUUUUGUGAGGUGACAGUUAUAACUGCAAUGUAGAUAUAUAUAUAUAUAUACAUAUAAAAAAAAUAUAUAUACACACAGCUGUAAAAGUCUGGGGUUUUUUCCACUGUGUAUUCAGUUUUACAUUCCUUCAUCCCAUGGCUGUAUCAUUCAUUAUUGCCUCCACUACACAGUAAAGAGUUAACACAGUACAGCAAAAUAGAAAUAUUGUCUAAAUUUAUUUAUUUGGAUGUUUUUUUUUUUCCUACAUGACAAUGUGUUUUUAUUUUUAUUUGGGCUUUAACUUUGCAUUAGGUCAAGAUUCUGGAAUAAGAGAGGUGUACUGUGUAGUAUGUCCAGUACCACAAGAUGAGCACUGCAUAAUGCAGUGGUUUGUUAACUUUGGCCAAACUCACACCAUGAGAUUCUUGAAACUCUCUUCACCAGCCAAUAGCUUCACAUUAUUUUAAUUUCCACUAUAGCCAUAGAUAAGUGUCCAAAGGAUAAAAAUUAAUUUCUAAUGGUUAAGACAUAAGGAAAUGGAAACUUACCUUGGAUAAUUCCUGGUGUAAAAUUAUAGAUUUAUAUUUUUAUAAAGUCUAGCUGUUGUACAAAUUUCUUUGAGAUUUCAUUUUUUAUAUAGAGAGAGUGUGCUUGUUAAAUUAAUAGCUCCAAGAAAAAAACACCUUAAUCACUAGGACCUUCAUUUUAUCCCUGGAUGGGAUGAAAAGCAAAGUCUGUGUCUCCUGUAAUACAGAAAGAUAAAAAUUCAGACAUUCUGCUCAAAGGAACUGAUGCUUAUAUUUGAAGACAACCCCUUUACCCUGCUGAAGAUUUUUCCCUUGAAAUUUUAGAAACUUUGUGGAACAAUUUCUGAAACAUUUUUUAUAUCUGUGUAUACAGGAUUUUGUAAUUCAAACAGUUGCUUUUUGUACUUAACAACAAGAUUUUGGACUGACUUCUUAACAUACAUCGUACCUUCAGGAGAAGAAAAUCACAUUCUUUUUUCCCCAGUACCACUGAUGAUAGUGCUGUUCAGUUACUUUCUAUGGCAGUGAAUAUAAAAUAAAGAAUAUUUGGAAUCCAGUGUCCUUCUGCUAUUAUGUUUUUAAGGUGGCACUUGCUUUAGAAGCCUUAUUAUGCUUUUGAAUUACGAGUGCAUUAAAAGAUUGUCUCUGUUCUCAUAAGGAUGUUUUCAUGUGUCACAUAACAAUUGGUAACAUUUUAUUUUCUCUUUCUGCUUUUGGUAUCCUUGGUGUUUUGGUAUUUGGCACAAACUGUCAAACCUGGUAGAUGCAAAGGAGGCCCAUGGAAGGUUGUAUUUAUCCUUCCAUAGGCAUCCACUUAGGAUACAGAUUUCUCAGUGGACACAGUACAAGUUCCUCACAGAAUGGUACCUGAUUCCCCUCCUUUGGAAUACAACAAAAGGUUUGAUAUCUGCAUGUGAAUUUAUGCAAACUCUGUAGCAUUGCCUACAAGCAGAGAUGACUGAUGUACUCUGAAUUGGCAACUUAUAUUGGAGGAAAUAAAUGAGCAUAUGUCUAA